UCCUUACAAUUAGAACGGCUAUACGCGCAUGACAAUGACAACAAAUUUCAAUGCGCAUAGUCAAAACAUUGCGCAUUUCGUUGGCUAACCUCUCCGUGUCGAUCGACCGAGGUUCCGUAGCAGAGAAGAGAAAGUCUUUCACUUCAUUAUUGUGCUGUAUUUUGGUGCUUAGUGCGUGCUGAGUGACAUCAACGGGAUUUGAUUUCAUUGUACUGUCAGAAACAAAACUACAGGAUGCCGUCAGCAACGCCACCAGCAGAAAAUGGCGCGCCGCGCAGCGAACUCGAGCAGCUGCAAUUACGCGCGGGCCAGGUGACCGAUGAUUCCCUGGAAUCCACUCGACGUAUGAUGCAGCUUUGCGAGGAGAGCAAGGAGGCUGGCAUUCGUACUCUGGUCGCUCUAGAUGACCAGGGAGAACAAUUGGACAGGAUCGAGGAGGGUAUGGACCAGAUAAACGCGGACAUGCGCGAGGCUGAGAAAAAUCUGUCGGGUAUGGAGAAAUGUUGCGGCAUUUGCGUACUGCCAUGCAACAAAGGAGCAUCAUUCAAGGAGGAUGAUGGCACAUGGAAGGGGAACGACGAUGGGAAGGUCGUGAACAACCAACCUCAGAGAGUGAUGGAUGAGCGUAACGGCAUCGGUCCGCAAGCUGGAUAUAUUGGAAGGAUAACGAACGAUGCCCGCGAGGAUGAGAUGGAAGAGAACAUGGGACAAGUUAACACGAUGAUCGGCAACUUGCGCAACAUGGCCAUCGACAUGGGUUCCGAACUCGAGAACCAGAACCGUCAGAUCGACCGUAUCAAUCGCAAGGGCGAAUCGAACGAAACGAGGAUAACGCUGGCCAACCAGCGCGCGCACGAGCUCCUCAAGUAAACGACGGCAGCACACACAAAUCACACAUGUCUCGUGGUUCGGUCGGUUGCAAAUCUCAAUACACGUUAAAAAAACCUCAAACCAUUAUUAAUAAACGUAAAAUUACCCUAAAACUAUUAUUCCUAAACGUCAUAAUUUUAAUUUCCUGUAGACUGUUGCUUUGAAUUUUUUAUCUGUGGCGUAAAUGAUAAUUGAAAUGUAAUUUUGAUUAAAUUAAUACCACUGCAGCCGGCCAAUAAUUCUAGUUUGAGUAUUUACAUAAUGUUUACUCUUUCAAUUAACUAAUUAAUAAUUAAAAAGACCUUGAUUAUUGCGAAUGUAUUUAUUAAGUAAUCUAUUUUUGUGCUCCCAUUUGUGUAAUCGACGCUCAACAUGAAAUAUACCAAAUUUGGUGCUCACUUUAUGGAUACCAAGGCAUGUUAAAAAAAUUAAUCAUCAAAAAUAUAUCUAGUAAUAACCUUGAUGUAGAAAGUUGAAUAUUAAACUUUAUUAUUUUAUUAAAAUGCAUUUACCUAUUGUUAAUGUUACUAUAUUAGAAAAUAAAAAACAAAACGCAUGUCUAUAGUUAACAACAUGAUAACCAAAUUAAUUAUUUAUCUUAUCCGUGUUAAAGAUAUACUUAUAUAGAAAUUCAAUUAUAAUUGUAAUCAUUGUAGUUGUAAUUAUAAGGAUAAUAUAAGAUGGUUAGAUCAAAUCGGAUGAGUUGAUAUGUGAUAAUAGUUCGAAAUUAAGAUAUUAGCGUUAGACAGAUAUGUCUCAGGGAAUAUUUGAAUCUGAACAACAGAUCUUGAAGACAUUUCAUAGGAGCAUUUAUGUUAAAAUGUAACUUAGUUCCGAGCUUUAAUAAGUAUUCAGCAAUACGCCGUUUUUAAUAUUAAAUAGUUUAAAUAUGAUUUCGUUGUUUUUUAUUAUUAUUUUGUCUAUGGACAUUCCACGUAAACUAUAGGAUUAUUAUCAGAUUCGUGCAUAUCCUUACAACAUAUCUGCUUCUAUGAAUGGAUGAAAACAAUUUAAUUAUUAUGUAUAAUUAGUAAUUUCAAAUAAACAAUCGUAGAAAAUAUUAAAAGUAUAUAAAUUCAAACAUAUUCACACUGUCUUUGAUAUAUAUUUUGUUGUUAAUGAUUAUUUUAUACGAGAUUUUCUUUUAAAUAUAAAUGAAUGAGUACAUAGAUGUCAAUGGAUACAUUAAUACUUUAAGUAAUAAUUGGCAAAUAAUAAAAAAGGUCUUACUUAAUACUCUCAUUAGGCUUAACAUUAAUAUUAAUUAAAAAAAAAAAAAACUAUUUCUUAUUAACACCCUUCACGAUUGAUAUAACUAAUGAAUAAUAUAUACCAAAAGUUUCCCAUUACCUCGACCACGAGACAGACACAAAAACACAAACACAGACAGAUCUGCGUCGAAUACCGGUGAGAGUAACGAGACACGUAUAGCGGUUGCAAAUCAGCGAGCGAAUAAGCUGCUCAAAUCUUAAACAACACGUCGAUAAUGUUGCACGUUAUAAAUUUUGACGAAAUGGUGUUGCCGUAUUAAAAAAAAUCCCCUUCCAUUCCACAACGAAAUCCGGUUGUUCGCAAACAAUAAUAAAAAUGAUUUGUAAUUAUAAUAGUCAUACUUAAAUUCUAGUUUUGUUUUAUAAAAUAUUAUGGCAACAUCUUUUUGCGCAAUUUUUGUUUGUUAGUUAUAAACAUAGAUAACUGUUAUUAUAUAUUCAUAGAGAUAAAAAUAUGCAACAAUCACUUUAAAGCACUGGUGACAAAAAAAUAUGACAUCAUUACCUUGUUUGUUUAAAAUCUAAAACAUACUUUUUUUGUGACUUCGUGGAUAAAGGACAACGAGCCGUCGAAAAUUUAACUCUAUCUUGCCAUAUUUGAGUUUUAUAGAUGAACGAAAUAAAUAUUUAAUUUGCACGUAUUUUUUACUUCAGGUAAUGUGCCAAAGUUCCUUUCUAUUCACUAUCGUCUCUGAACGUGUUUAUAAUGACAACAAUUUAAAUGUACUCAGAGUUUAUUAUAAUAAAAUUGAAUAGCCUUUUAAAAUAAAUUAUUUGCUAGAAACAAUAACAUUGUAAGGAAGUACCAAUUUAGCUCAAAUAUAGAACAGAUAUUUUCGAUAGAAAAAAAAAUAGAUAUCCUCGGCAAAACUCGCUGAUAUUUUCUCGAACGGCAUUUAAAAUCUUAGAAUAAUAGACAUUUGAAUAUGUAAAAAUAUAGUGAGAUAAAGUUUACUAUUUUUAAGCUUGGAAAUGUAAAGUUGGCGUUAUAUGUAUGACAUACACGUAUUAUUUCGUAAUUAUAGGUUAACCUGUAUUAUCAAUAUAAAAUAUAAAUUGUUUAUUACGAAAUUAUGAUUAUUUUAUAAUUUUUAUGAAGAUGCUUUUUAUUAUUUUUAGAUUAAGAUUAUGGUGCCUAUAAUACUUUUUGUAAGUUUAAUUUUAAUCUGUGCUAUGAAGUAAUUUAUACUUUGUCUGUUCUCCUUGUCUUAUUUUGUCACAUUUGUAGUUUUAUUUAAUGGAACGGAUUUGGCGCAGUUUUCAUUUAAUUGAUGUUAACUAACAUCUACAAAAUUAGUAUAAAUUUUUUAAUAUCUUUGAAAUUCUCUUAUAACCUUACGUUAUAUCAAGUUAUUAAGCAACGUUGUAAUGUGAUUACAUUAAUAUGCAAUAGUCUAUUUAAUAGUUGAAUAUUUAAAAAUUUAUUACUUAAAGUAUAUUAUUGUAAGUAUGAUUAAGGUGGUCGCGUGGUUUUAUUUACUGUCGCUAUUUAACAUGUAUUGCCUUAACGAAAAAAAUAAAAAUGAGAAAAAGAAGAAACUUAAGAAUUGAUUGAUUUUUUUUUCAAACACGAGCCAAUGUGGAUAAUAACUACUAAUAUAUUAUUCGAGAAGUUUAUUUAUUUUGACAUUAAUUAAAAAUUAUAAUUCGAUUUAAAAUUUAAACGAAUGUAACGAGUAUCUAAUCCUGACUACUAAGUAAGAAGAUAUAAAAAGCGAAGGCUUUUUAAAACUUGGAAUUGCUAUAGAUAAAAAAAAUAUUAAUCUCUAACAAGCUUUUAUAGGGCUCAGGAUUUGAUAAGCUGUUGGUUAAAUUAUAAUUAGGAUUUUUUUUUUAAAUGAGAUUAAUAUUGGGCAAGUUCUUAUUGUUUAAAAGUGGCAGUAAACGAAACUGUGUAUACCGCCUUAUAAAGAUGUACCGGCCUUAGGAAUAAUGAUUAUAGGAAUGUUAAAAGGAAUGGCUUGAAUUAUUAUACUCAUGUACAGCGGGCCACUGACCAAAGCCAACGCUUCAAACUAUUUCCAACUUUAUUCCAAGUUAGUUUUCAAUAUUUUGUAGAAAUUUUAAGACUAUGGGUGGCCCUCUGUACGGACGUUAGUUUUAAGAGUUUUCAAAAUUUUUCUCUGUCUCUCUCGAUCGUAUUAGUUUAAGUAGCGUGGCCCGAUAACCACACGUUUAUUCUAAGUACAUAUUCCAAUCAUAAAAUAUUUUAACUGUAUCUUUAUUAAAGUAUAGUAUUGUGUUAUAAGAUCAAUUUAAUCAAUAGAUGUGUAUACCGCCUGCGCAAAUAUAUUCAUUUAUAUUCAGCCUAAUAUUAUCUAUUACAGGAUAUAGAUAAAUUAUAUCUAUUUUCUUUAAGAAUAGAAUAGUUAGUAUAAAAUGUUAAUUUCUAAUUAAAUUAUUGAUUUGUUAAAAUUACCUAUA
Molecule: messenger RNA, 4565 nt
Organism: Nymphalis io (European peacock)
Lineage: Eukaryota; Metazoa; Arthropoda; Insecta; Lepidoptera; Nymphalidae
Product: synaptosomal-associated protein 25-like
Exons: 9
Coding region: 235-870 (211 amino acids)
Biological process (GO): synaptic vesicle fusion to presynaptic active zone membrane; synaptic vesicle priming; exocytosis
Cellular component (GO): plasma membrane; SNARE complex
Molecular function (GO): SNAP receptor activity; syntaxin binding
Source: RefSeq, a predicted model, not a curated record